This is a messenger RNA of Lindgomyces ingoldianus, 1254 nucleotides long. RefSeq lists its product as uncharacterized. The record is from RefSeq and is a predicted model, not a curated record. The transcript has 10 exons. The coding region runs from base 1 to 1254 and encodes 417 amino acids. NCBI's taxonomy places the organism in Eukaryota, Fungi, Ascomycota, Dothideomycetes, Pleosporales, Lindgomycetaceae.
AUGGCCGUUGUGGCAUUUAGAGUAUUACAAUGGCCCUUCCGCCACAGGCAUAUUUUGUUAUGUGCAACCUACAACAUAGUGGAUCAGUAUCUGCUAUACACCACUGAUUGUAGUGACGUUCAGAGCUCGAACGGAAUGAUGACACCUCAACGGCUUUCGUCCCUUGAAAUCAAAGUUGUCAACAGCAAGAAUGCGAAAGGUUCUGAGGAAGGCAAAGGGCGGGGAUUCGUCGAACUUGAGGCUGGCAUUGUAGCGGCGUGCAUGAUAAUGAACGCUACUGAAUAUACCCUUGCAUCUCUCCUUUGCUGGCCUCGAUGUCGUAUUCAGCUUCUCCCCGAAUACUUCCUGAUGCCAGCCUGGCCUCUGUAUAUCAUUCACAUAUGCCCGCGAAAUGAUCGUAGCACCUACGAGAAGGAACUAAAAGGCACAAUAUCGAUAUCAACGCCAUCAUCUGAAAUGUCUCGAGCCCUGCUGAAGAGAUCUACGUCUGCUUCUCGAAAUCAUCGUAUUCGAGUCGAGCUCACGUUCUAUAUCACCUACUCCGAUAGGAGCCGGUGGAGUAAUUCCAAAAUGAACGAGGCACGCUCGUACCUGAUCAAUGCCAGGCAUGGACAAGCUCAAGCCCGAUGUCGUCUUGAGAUGGCCAUGGUGACAAUAGCAGUUUGUGAUGGAUUUGACGUGGUCUCUGAAUUGGGUGAAAGUCUAGGAAAAUUUUGGCUCAAAAUGGUGGGAGAGGCGGUUUGGACCUGGAGAAAUAACGCUGUUCCCUUUGAACUCACCGCUGCAAUCUCAGUUCGGCAUGGCCACCCGCCUCCAAUGAAAGCGCAAAACAAGCUAUUGUUGUGUCUUCUGGCUGCACUUCCAUAUCUGCAGGAGGAGAUCACUUGUAUUCUCCAUCUUCCCACCUCCAUCCUUCAUCUCUCGAUUUCAGCCUGCCGUCUAAUUGCGGAGCAAACCAUGGUGGUGGCACAUCAAAUCGAAACGUCUCUCUUGAUUCUGAGAACGAUUCUGUUGUACCUUGACUGGGUUCUGUCGCUACUCGGCAAGUACCAGGAAAUGAGGGUCCCGAACUCUCACACCCAACCUACGUCGCACAAAAAGAAGAAAUUGAUGAGCGUGGAUGAAAUGUCACAUACCUGGUUCGGAGUUCUGACAUGGUCCGGAUGGACAAAUUCGUGUCAGCGACCCUUCCAAGAAAUAGAUUCCGCUGUACGUACCCUACGAAUUCGUCGAACUGAGUCUAUUGACCCCUAG